Aspergillus tanneri is the source of this 606-nucleotide messenger RNA. RefSeq lists its product as uncharacterized. Bases 1 to 606 code for a protein of 201 amino acids. NCBI's taxonomy places the organism in Eukaryota, Fungi, Ascomycota, Eurotiomycetes, Eurotiales, Aspergillaceae. The record is from RefSeq and is a predicted model, not a curated record. The transcript is spliced from 7 exons.
AUGCCUUGUACACUUGCUGAAAUAGACGCCUACAAAGCCUACCUUACUGGAGUCGAAAACCGUUCCCUCACCCUCCCAGUGAUUACAAAAGAUAACACUAACAUUGUAAUCCAUGUUGAUAAGCUGUUUUGUCGUGUCCAAUAUUGCCGCUGCCCUUGUAAAGCAUUUCCAGGCACUAACGACCUGCGCUACCACAUAAAAUCUGCCUAUGGAAUUGAUAUUCGCCCCGCCACCACUGGACGCCCCUCUUCCUGUGUUGUUAAGGAAGCUAUACAUAAGUAUUUCUACAGUUUCUACGAGGCGGUUGUGAAUGGUAUGGAGGUCCUAGAGGAUCCGCCUUUACCGAACCGCAGCACCCCUAUCCCGGAACCCCUUCUGCAACUUCCCCUGACGCGCACUAAAAAUCCCUCAUCUAAGAAGAUAAAAGAAAUGUUAGCUGAAAUAGGUGUUAAUACAUGCCCCUGUCUGUCCUGUAAGGCUGCAGGCAAGAAGGCAAGUGCUUGCUGCAAGGACCGUACCAUCUGUGAUCACUUUAGCUUUUUUAACUGCAGUGAGAUUGAUGGGGAUAAUAAAGAUAAUGGUGAAAAGGAGGAUACGUCUAUUUAA